AAUUCUCGAGCACACUUUCUCACCACCUUAUAUAAACCCUAACCCCCAAUUCCCUCUCAAUUUCCCUCUUAUUUUCACUCAAAAAACGCCUCUUUCCCUCCUUCCCAUUUCAAAACCCUAACCCUAACCCUAAUUUCCCCCCAAAAAAAUGUUGGAACUACGUCUUGUUCAAGGAAGUUUGUUGAAGAAAGUUCUAGAAUCGGUUAAGGAUCUGGUCAACGAUGCGAACUUUGACUGUUCCGCUACAGGGUUUUCUCUUCAGGCCAUGGAUUCCAGCCACGUGGCACUGGUGGCUUUGCUUCUCCGAUCUGAGGGUUUUGAGCACUACAGAUGUGACCGUAAUAUUUCAAUGGGGAUGAACUUGGGUAACAUGGCCAAAAUGCUUAAAUGUGCUGGUAAUGAUGACAUCAUCACUAUUAAGGCUGAUGAUGGCAGUGAUACUGUUACUUUCAUGUUUGAAAGCCCCACCCAAGAUAAGAUUGCUGACUUUGAGAUGAAGCUAAUGGACAUUGACAGCGAGCAUCUUGGGAUUCCAGAAGCAGAGUACCAUGCUAUUGUUAGAAUGCCUUCUGCAGAGUUUGGUAGAAUUUGCAAAGACCUUAGCAGCAUUGGAGAUACAGUUGUUAUUUCGGUGACAAAGGAAGGUGUUAAAUUCUCAACCAGAGGUGACAUUGGUACUGCAAAUAUUGUUUGCAGGCAAAAUACCACUGUUGACAAGCCUGAAGAAGCCACUGUCAUAGAGAUGAAUGAGCCAGUAUCGUUGACGUUUGCUCUGAGAUACUUGAACUCCUUCACAAAAGCAUCUCCAUUGUCCAACACAGUGACUAUCAGCUUAUCUUCAGAGCUUCCUGUUGUUGUUGAGUACAAGAUUGCUGAGAUGGGCUAUGUAAGGUUUUACCUGGCACCUAAGAUAGAAGAGGAUGAAGAGGAAACCAAGCCUUGAUUUUAUGUUUUUGCUUUCUUUUGAGCCUGGUUUAGGAUGAUGUAAAAGCUCAUUUGAGGCUUCCAGGCAAGCAAGAGAGCAAGAAUAUAUGAGCUUAGACUUGCUUAGACUAUUUUUUAAGUUUGUGUUGAAUUAAUGAAAUCAUGUAUGUCCCUCUUUUUCCUUUA
This is a messenger RNA of Lycium ferocissimum, 1110 nucleotides long. RefSeq names its product proliferating cell nuclear antigen. Gene Ontology annotation, biological process: mismatch repair; regulation of DNA replication; translesion synthesis. Gene Ontology annotation, cellular component: PCNA complex. Gene Ontology annotation, molecular function: DNA polymerase processivity factor activity; DNA binding. The coding region runs from base 149 to 943 and encodes 264 amino acids. Lineage: Eukaryota; Viridiplantae; Streptophyta; Magnoliopsida; Solanales; Solanaceae. The record is from RefSeq and is a predicted model, not a curated record. The transcript is spliced from 4 exons.